AUGAAAUAGAAAUUACCACAGAAGCUGCGCGACAUUCUGUAAAAACCUCACCGAACAAACUAGUCUCUCAAUUCAACGCACCACUAAGUUCAGCAAAUCAGCUGAUCUAACUUUGCUUUUUUAUACCACCCACACGACUACGGAUCAACGCAAGAUCGUAAAGGACACUGCCGUCCUCUUUUAUAUUUCUGUAGUUUGAAUAAGUUAGAAAAAGAGGUCGCGAUGAUGAUGGUGUUUCAGCAGGGAAGCGAUCAGUUUCGCGCUUCGCCAAGUCCUCCACAAACAUCACUGGACGAUCCAACCGACACUGCAUCUGAGAGCAAAAAGAAAAGUGACAUGCAACACGUCAAGCGACCUAUGAAUGCAUUUAUGGUUUGGAGUCAAAUCGAACGCCGCAAGAUGGCUGAGGAGCAUCCUGAUAUGCAUAACGCAGAAAUCAGCAAGCGUCUUGGAAAACGCUGGAAACUGCUAUCAGAAACUGAAAAAAGGCCAUUUAUUGAGGAAUCGGAAAGACUGCGUAUUCGUCAUAUGCAGGCCUAUCCUGAUUAUAAGUACCGUCCACGCAAGAAGAAGCAGCCCGCAAAAGCAAAACCAGGAUCAACCGAGGGUAAACCCGCAAAUGAUCCUGUCAUUCCACGUAAGAGUAUCCAUGGCACUAUUGGAACGAAACGAGAGGCUUUACCAGACACGACGUAUCAUACGCUAUCAACUAAUAAGAAGUAUAAUUCCACUGGGGAGUUUAAAAAACAGCGCCGUGAUUUAGUAUCACCCAUCACACCGCCUCCAAACGUUCCUGAUUCCAUCGGCGUCACACCAGAUGAUCCAAUUGAUCAGCUCUCGUUAUAUGAAGACUUUGAACAAGCGUUCAAGACUGAACAACAUCAAUCACAACUAGCAACRAACAUGGGCAACCAACAAAUUCACAAUCAACACAUACCGAGCGCUUGGCCUAACUUGGAACUCUCUAACUUAAACCUUAAUAAUCUUCCUACUUCACCACUAUUUGACAUGGCGGGAGCGAAUGGGGGACAGUUUGACUUUCCUGAUCUCUACACACCACCUGAAGUAUCAGAACUUAUACAAGGRCAGUGGAUUGAAAAUAGCCUAGGUCAACUGUAAGGGCUUUUUGUAGCUGCUUUCAAAUCGAACUAACUGAGACUUGUGCCCCUGAGCGGUACUUUCCUGUUGGCGGGAAGCUAACGUAACAGAGUUUGUAUUUUUUUUUGUGACUCAGAAUUACGCACAAGUGAAAACCUUUUAUACAAAUGACAUCAUUGCUUUUCUAAUCGGCUCUUAUCCAAAAUGUGAAUAUUUUUGUCUUCGUAUAUAGAAGAAUGUUUUGUAUUUAGUGCAUUCUCGUUUUAGAGAGAUUUUCUAUCUGUUGUUGUAAGAGAUGUUUGAAAUAUCCGAGAGCCAAAGACGUAUUGUAUUUUUACGAAAAUUUUGCUGUCCUGGUGUAUAUUCCAAAACGACAGCCUAUUGUAAAUUACCACGAAAAAAAACGAAUUAAUAUACCAUUACUAGAAAACUA
Molecule: messenger RNA, 1531 nt
Organism: Exaiptasia diaphana
Lineage: Eukaryota; Metazoa; Cnidaria; Anthozoa; Actiniaria; Aiptasiidae
Product: transcription factor SOX-12-like
Exons: 1
Coding region: 223-1119 (298 amino acids)
Biological process (GO): regulation of DNA-templated transcription; anatomical structure morphogenesis; cell differentiation
Molecular function (GO): DNA-binding transcription factor activity, RNA polymerase II-specific; RNA polymerase II cis-regulatory region sequence-specific DNA binding
Source: RefSeq, a predicted model, not a curated record